This is a messenger RNA of Soboliphyme baturini, 939 nucleotides long. The record is from the annotation of a GenBank genome assembly. Lineage: Eukaryota; Metazoa; Nematoda; Enoplea; Dioctophymatida; Soboliphymatidae.
AUGGUUUCGCUGACGGUGAAGGUAGCAGGCCUCUUUGCAUUUGUCUCGCUAACUCUUGGAGUGGGAAACGAGCAGAUAUCUCCGUUGACUUCUAACAAAUUGCCUGGCGAAAGAUUCCCCUAUCAGAAUACGGUCUUCAAGAUUUUACUUGACACAAGAACCUCCAGAAAUAGUACUCCAUCGUAUCGGAAAUGCGUUGCGACGUUAUUCCACGUAACCAGCACUUCUGGUUUUCUCGUUUCAUCGGGUCGCGAGUUUUUUCUCAAAUCUUUCGUCCUGAUCCAUCAAAACUCCGUGUCUAUCAUGUUGAUGAACAACGCUUCUAAAACGAUAAUAGUAAAUCCGAUUUCAAUUCUUGUACGUCGAAAAGCAGCUUUGUCCGCUGAUUUCGAUAUCACCGUGAUCAAAAUUUCCCGACUAAAUUUGGCGUCAAAUUUUUUCGAGUCUCCUGUUCCCAUCGCCACAUCGGGGGAAGAAGCCAACAUCGGUUUCAGCUGCAAAACUCCAAUACCGCAGGGGCAACCGUUGUUCUGCCCAUUGUCCCAUGUGGGACCUACGAGAAAACAGACCACCGUUCUUGCUGGCAUCUCCUCUGCCCAAACGUGCUACGCCGAAUCGCGUUCCAUUAGCUUGUAUGGGAAGAUUGCUCCGCACGUCGAUUGGCUAAAUAACGCAGUUACUAUCUUGGGCAUUGCCAAACCUGGAUCAUGCAGUAUCACAGAAGAUCAGCGAUUGUUCAACUCAAAUAACAAGGAGAAACCCCCUUCUUGCUUUUGGCCAUCGGAUUACAGUGGCGAACGAAAUGAAGCGCCCGCUGACGCUUCGCUGCUCACCGUUUAUUCGCAAGACGUUGUUGGGUUUGGCGUUUAUGUCGACGUUGAAAACGUCAACAGAAAUGAACAUAUCAUCGUUGCUCCUGCACAUUUAUUCAUAAGCUAA